Messenger RNA from Naumovozyma dairenensis CBS 421, 486 nucleotides. RefSeq lists its product as uncharacterized. The record is from RefSeq and is a predicted model, not a curated record. NCBI's taxonomy places the organism in Eukaryota, Fungi, Ascomycota, Saccharomycetes, Saccharomycetales, Saccharomycetaceae. The transcript has a single exon. The coding region runs from base 1 to 486 and encodes 161 amino acids.
AUGACUCUCGAUGUGAAUUAUACCAAUGGUACCAAUGAUAAUAUUUUCCCACGUUCUAUGAUGAAUAACACAACGGAUUAUUCUAGCGUUCCCAUUACAUGGGAACUACCAAAUAUUGGAGAAGAUUUCAUCGAAUCAACUCCUGCAAGUACCACCACUUGUGUUUCCGCAACCUCAACACUAGUUGAAUCUGAAAUUACAGUUAGUUCACUCGAUACUAACAGUUCUAUUAAUUUUAUUUCGUUUUCUCCUAUCCCCUCUCACAUAUACCCUGCUUUUAGUAGAAAUAGUGGGAGGGGAAGGAGAAAUGCAAUUUCUGUUCCUCAUAACAGUUUUAUUUCCCAUCAGCAGUCAAUUAUAUGUACAAUACAAAACGAUAUACGUGGUUACACUUCUUCUCAGGCAUCUAAUAAUAAUGAAUUGAAUGAAUUCAAAAUAAUAUUAAUUGGGUACUUCCAGGGUGUACCUGCAUAUGAUGUGAUAUAG